CGGUGCGGUGCGGCGCGGCGCGGUGCGGUGCGUUGCGGUGCGGCGCGGCGCGUUGCGGCCCCCGCAUGGCGCUCGCGGAUGAAGUGGCCGCGUUGUGCCUGCAGCGCUGGAAGCAGCUGCCCCGCACAGGGAAGCCGGAGCCCGGCAGGGAGUGGACGCUGCUGGCCGCCGUGCUGCAGGUCACCCGCUGUGCGAACGCAGGUCGUAUUAAGAAGGAGGUCGUGUCCCUGGGAACCGGGACCAAGUGUGUCGGGCAGACGGCGAUGAGUCCCAGAGGGGACGUGCUCAACGACAGCCACGCGGAGGUCCUCGCUAGGAGGGGAUGCAUCAGGUACCUGCUCCAGGAGCUGAAGCGGGCCGUGCGCGGCGAGGAGAACUCUGUGUUCGCUCCGGCAGAUCAACGGGGGAAGUGGAAGCUUCGGCCCGGCGUUUCCUUCCUCUUCUUCACCAGUCACACUCCCUGUGGCGACGCCGCCAUCGUCCCCGUGAUCGACGGCCGGUCUCGGCCCCGCCCGCCCGCCACGUCCACGGAGAGCCACAGAGGAACCGACCUGAAAAGGGCCGCUGAGGAACCGAACGAAGCAGACCGCGCGAAGCGACCCCGUCCGGAGGAGGAGGAGGCGGCGGCUCCGGAGGACGGGGGAGACACGGGGCGAUCCGUCCUGCAGAGUCCCGCCGACGAGGCGCCGCCGCCGCCGCGAGUCCCAGACAUUCACAGGACGGGGGCCAAGUGCGUGCCGGGGGGCCCGGCGGUCCCCCUGACCCCCGGCGCCGGUUACCACAGCACGGGAGCGCUGCGGGUGAAGCCCGGGCGAGGAGCGCCGACCCGCUCGCUCUCCUGCAGCGAUAAGCUGGCCCGCUGGGGGGUGCUGGGUUUCCAGGGCGCGGUGCUGUCCCACUACCUGCAGGAGGCGCUUUAUUUCGGCACCGUGGUGGUGGGGGGGUGUCCCUACAGCCAAGAGGUCAUGCAGAGAGCUCUGGUCACACGUGGGGCGACCCCCCCCCCCCCCCGUCACUGCUCGCUAACCCUCAAAUCUCUGCGCGCAGGUUCCGCCUGGUGCAAAGUGGAGCUUUUCCAUUCCUCCCUGUCUCUGGUAGCGGCCACUGACCCCGAAGCGCUUCCCGACUCGUCCAGGGGAGCCGAGCUGAGGACGUACUGGGACUUCAAGCGGGCGUCCCGCCCGUACCAGCAGGCCUGGGAGCAGCUGCGCCGCCAGGCGUUCCCUCUGUGGCCGCGCUGCGAGCGCUCCCUCCUGUUCUUUUGCUGAAACGCGGCGCCCCCCCCCCCCGGAGGUUCCCAGCUCCCGGGUGGGGGGAGGGGGGGGGAAACGCCGACCGUCCCGCUUUAUUUUGACCGAGGACAAGCCGGCCGGGCGCCUCGGAUGGCGGAUUUCAGUGUGCGAUUCGUAUCCGAUGUCCUGCCUGAAUUAAUGCAACCACAGCAGAAUCACAUCAGCUGUAUUGGCCGUGUGUGUUUUCUUUGUUCUCCAUAGUUUUUUUACAAAUAAACAACAAAAAGAUCAAAUGUGUCCAACCAAAAACGUUCAUAGAUCUGCGCAAAUUUAGUAGUAGCUUGCCAUGACCUUUUGACCUCGCUCGUAUAGACCCGAGAACCCGGGGAACAGCUGUGUCCCUCACGAAGACCGGACAGGGACUGGCGAUCGGUUGCGUUGUGGAUUCCUCGUGUUGUUAGUUAGAGGACACAUUAGGCCCUGUGGUCCUAACUGGACGUGACAGUGUCUGUUCGGAAUGUCAAAAACAAGGGUCGCAUAGUUUCGCAGGCAGGAGGGAUCUGAUGCAUUGUGGGAUGUGGCAUUUACGUUCAUGUCGGAUGUCCAGCAUUGAGGCAGCGCUGCUUUUGCACUUGUAGAAUGUCGCAAAAUGCCCAUAAAUGUGUGUUAAUCACUUAUCAGAAUGAAAAUGUUGUCCUCGUUUCAAUCUUGGGUUCCUUUUGUAAAAUGUUAAUUUAUCUUUUGUUGCGUGCUGAAUGUGCUAAAGCUUUUCUUUCCGGAAUCCAAUUGUUCUUUUCCUUUUAAACCCAAAAUAAUUUUAAAGAAUCAUGGUUGUUUACAUUAAUUGAACCCCGAAAUUUGCCUUGUUUUGACAUUUGUAUUGAUGAGACAUUCUAAAUAUAGCUCUUAUUUUGUAUUUGGUAUAAAAUAUAAAAACAGUUAAGUAUA
This is a messenger RNA of Gasterosteus aculeatus aculeatus (three-spined stickleback), 2180 nucleotides long. The record is from RefSeq and is a predicted model, not a curated record. Lineage: Eukaryota; Metazoa; Chordata; Actinopteri; Perciformes; Gasterosteidae.